This is a messenger RNA of Helianthus annuus (common sunflower), 3931 nucleotides long. RefSeq names its product protein TPLATE. NCBI's taxonomy places the organism in Eukaryota, Viridiplantae, Streptophyta, Magnoliopsida, Asterales, Asteraceae. The record is from RefSeq and is a predicted model, not a curated record. Gene Ontology annotation, biological process: endocytosis. Bases 166 to 3648 code for a protein of 1160 amino acids. The transcript is spliced from 7 exons.
AGGCCAUCUAACCAUACAAAUCCAACGACGGCGUUUCAGCAUCAAAUAUUUCAGCAGUUGAGACACCACCAACAGCUAUAACCGGAAUCACAACUUCCACUUUCUCUCCGUCACCGGCAUAUUCCACUCCUCCAUGCUCGUAACCCUAACUUGCAACACACGUUAAUGGACAUCCUCUUCGCACAGAUCCAAGCGGAUCUCCGCUCCAACGACGCUCUCCGCCAAUCCGGAGCCCUACUGCAAGCACUCCAACAAUCCGCCGCCGGCCGUGACAUCUCCGUCAUCGCUAAGUCCGCCGUCGAAGAGAUCGUCGCCUCCCCUGCCUCCGCCGUUUCCAAAAAGCUCGCAUUUGACCUCAUCCGAUCCACUCGUCUCACCACAGAUCUAUGGGAGAUCGUUUGCACCGGCAUUCACAACGAUCUGGAGUUUCCGGAUCCUGACGUCACUGCUGCCGCUGUAUCUAUACUUGCUGCUAUACCGUCCUAUAGGUUAGGCAAGCUUAUUACUGAUAGUAAUAAGGAAAUAUCUAGCUGUUUUGAUUCUAAUAGUGAUAAUUUGCGGUUUUCGGUUACGGAAACCCUAGGUUGUGUACUGGCUCGUGAUGAUUUGGUGACUCUGUGUGAGAAUAAUAUUAAUUUGUUGGAUAAGGUGUCGAAUUGGUGGAAUAGGAUUGGGGAGAAUAUGUUGGACAAAGCGGAUAAUGUUUCGAAGGUGGCGUUUGAAUCGGUUGGGAGGUUGUUUCAGGAGUUUGAAUCUAAGAGGAUGAGUCGGUUGGCUGGGGAUAAGCUUGUGGACAGUGAGAAUUCUGUUGCGAUUAGGUCGAAUUGGGUGUCGUCGAUGGUGGAGUUUGUUUGGAAGAGGCGGAAUGCGUUGAUGGCGAGGUCGUUGAUUCUUCCGGUGGAGAGUUUUAGGGCUACUGUGUAUCCGCUUGUUUAUGCUGUGAAAUCUGUUGCGUCUGGCUCGAUUGAGGCUUUUCAGAAGCUAUCGAGAUCUUCAAAGAAAACGAAUACUGGUAGUUUGGAUUCGAGUAAGGCGGAGAGGUUUGUUGGAGUGUCGGAUGUGGUCACUCAUUUGGCACCCUUUUUGGCAUCUUCGUUAGACCCAGCGUUGAUAUUCGAGGUGGGGAUUAACAUGCUGUAUUUGGCUGAUGUUCCUGGUGGCAAGCCUGAGUGGGCUUCAGCAUCAAUUAUUGCAAUUCUUACACUUUGGGACAGGCAGGAGUUUUCUUCUGCUAGAGAGAGUAUAGUUAGAGCUGUUGUGACCAACCUACAUCUCCUCGAUCUCAGUAUGCAGGUUUCAUUAUUUAAAAGGCUGCUUCUCAUGGUGAGAAACCUAAGAGCAGAAUCAGAUCGCAUGCAUGCUUUAGCAUGCAUUUGUCGUACCGCUCUUUGUGUUGAUCUUUUUGCAAAAGAAAGUGUUAGAAGAGGUCAAAAACCUCUUCCUGGAACAGACAUUGCAUCACUUUUUGAGGAUGCCAGAAUCAGAGAUGACCUCAACACUGUCACAAGCAAAAGUUUAUUUAGAGAAGAGUUGGUAGCCACUUUGGUUGAAAGCUGUUUUCAGCUGUCGCUGCCAUUGCCUGAACAAAAGAAUUCAGGUAUGGAGAGUAGAGUGAUCGGAGCAUUGGCUUAUGGAACUGGUUAUGGUGCAUUAAAUUGGACCGAACCGGCUUUAGAAGUGGUGGAAGUGUGUCGACCUUGUGUAAAAUGGGAUUGUGAAGGCCGAACUUAUGCUGUUGAUUGUUACCUAAAGUUGUUGGUUAGGCUUUGCCAUAUUUUUGAUACCAGGGGUGGGGUUAAAAGAGUCAAAGAUGGGGCUUCUCAAGAUCAGAUUUUGAAUGAAACUCGCUUACAAAAUUUGCAACGAAAACUUGUAAAUGAUCUGCUUGAGGUGAACUCUCCUAGAAUUGCUGCCCGGCUUAUUUGGGCAAUUUCAGAACACAUUGACUUAGAAGGUUUGGAUCCUCUUUUAGCAGAUGACCCAGAUGAUGCACUGAACAUCAUCAUAUCAAAGAUACACAAAAUCUUAUUCAAUGCUGACGCAUCUGCCACUGAAACAAAUAAGCUGCAAGAUAUUCAAGCAGUUCUUUUAUGUGCUCAAAGAUUAGGAUCACGUAAUGCUAGGGCAGGCCAGUUGCUCAUCAAAGAGCUAGAAGAGUUCAGAGCUGACCCAUUGACCGAUUCUGUUAACAAACAUCAGGCUCGUAUGAUAUUGCAGAGAAUCAAAUACGUUUCUAAUCAUUCUGAUGACAAGUGGGCUGGUGUUAGUGAAGCAAGAGGAGACUACCCAUUCAGUCAUCACAAACUGACGGUUCAGUUUUAUGAAGCUUCUGCAGCCCAAGAUCGAAAGUUGGAAGGAUUAGUUCAUAAGGCUAUUCUAGAACUAUGGAGACCCGACCCUAGUGAAUUGACUUUGUUGUUGACCAAAAGAGCUGACACCACUUCACUAAAGAUACCUCCAAAUGCACAUACAUUAACUGGUAGUAGUGAUCCGUGCUAUGUUGAAGCAUAUCACUUGUCAGAUCCUAAUGAUGGAAGAAUCACACUUCAUCUGAAGGUUUUAAAUUUGACUGACAUCGAACUCAAUCGGGUGGAUAUUCGUGUUGGGUUGUCUGGUGCCUCAUAUUUCAUGGACGGAUCUCCUCAAGCAGUUCGACAAUUGCGUGAUCUAAAUUCUCAGGAACCAGUAUUAUGCAGUGUGACUUUAGGCGUGUCUCACUUUGAAAGAUGUGCUCUUUGGGUACAAGUCUUGUACUACCCAUUUGCCGGCAACGAUAUUGCGGGAAACGUAGGCGACUACGCAGAAGAAGAUCAACAAAUCAUCAGACAAAAAAGAAGUGCAAAGCCAGAAUUAGGAGAUCCAGUCAUCAUGCGAUGCCAGCCGUACAAGAUUCCACUAACAGAGCUUCUUUUGCCCCAUAAAAUCUCACCCGUGGAGUAUUUUCGCCUGUGGCCCAGUCUACCUGCUAUGGUGGAAUUCACAGGUACUUAUACAUAUGAAGGCAGUGGGUUUAAAGCUACAGCUGCUCAGCAAUACGGAUCUUCUCCUUUUCUGAGUGGGCUCAGAUCUCUUUCUACCAAGCCUUUUCACAGGGUUUGUUCUCACAUUAUCCGGACCGUUGCUGGCUUCCAGCUAUGCUUUGCUGCAAAAACAUGGCAUGGAGGUUUCUUAGGGAUGAUGAUAUUCGGUGCAAGUGAAGUAAGCAGGAAUGUGGACCUGGGGGAUGAAACCACCGCUAUGAUAUGCAAAUUCGUGGUUCGAGCAUCAGAUGCAGCCAUAAUAAAAGAAGUCGGUUCAGACCUACAGUCAUGGUGCGAUGACCUAACCGAUGGAGGUGUUGAGUACAUGCCGGAAGACGAAGUGAAGGUGGCUGCCGCCGAGCGCCUACGGAUAUCCAUGGAACGUAUAGCCAUUCUAAAGGCGGCUCAGCCGCCACCUAAGUCCCCAAAAAUUGAAGAAGAUAUAAAUGAUGACGACGACGACGAAGACGAUGAUGAUGAUAAGAAGGAUAAUGAGAAGAAGAAAAAGAAGGGUCCCACAACGUUAUUUGAAUUGACACCUGAGGAGGUGGAACAUCGUGCUCUUCAAACUGCGGUGUUGCAAGAAUGGCAUGCUUUGUGUAAAGAUAGAAACACCAAGGUUCAAUAGGCCUUUUUUAUGGAUGGAAAUUUUGUGGGCGUGGGGUUGGUUUGUUUGUUUUACAGUUGGUAGUUUUUUUAAGCAUAUAGCAAUCGAUUUAUUUUUUUUGUGUGUAUUAGAUCGAAUUUGAAGUUGGUCUUUGUAAUCAUAUUAUUUUGUGCUUCUUCACGGACUAUUCCUACUUGAGAACUACUUCAGAAAGAGCACUCUUGCUACUGUUUUUGUUGUAAAAUAAUCGAAUUUGCAAUGAGCAUUGGUAUGUUCGUUUAUAAACCUUUGAAUUUGUUUUUAA